AUGGGUUGGUUUUGGGCAGAUACUCCGCAAGCUUCCGCAGCUUCGAUUCCACAUGCGUCCGCAGCCGGUUCUCCUCCACCGGGAUGCCCGAUGCAUGAAUCGGCCGCAAAGUCUUCGCCCUCUCUAGCACCUAAUGUGGAACUCCCAAGCAGCUGCCCCAUGAAAUCCAAAGAUUCCCCAUUCUAUUCGGCCCCGAAAUCCACACCGGCGCAAACACCACAGCCACCUACCGAUACCACGGCCCAGCCUUCAACCUUGUCCAAGUUGAAUCCUCUCAACUACAUGUUCUCGUCUAUAUCCCAAGAGCGUGCGGCGAACCAGACUGUUGAUCUUCCUGUUGAACGCGAGGGGUCUUCCAUCCCGAGAGGCGAUGGUGAAGGCAACUGGGAAUAUCCGUCCCCGCAACAAAUGUACAACGCUAUGCUGCGCAAAGGACACACAGAUACACCUCAAGAUGCAGUGGAGUCAAUGGUUGCAGUGCAUAACUUCUUGAACGAAGGCGCUUGGGAGGAAAUCGUGGGAUGGGAGCGUGUAUUCGCCAAGGGCCUCAAGACCGGAUGGGAACAUUGUCGCCGCGGCGAAGAAAACUUGAGCAUGGCCUUGACCUAUGCAGAUGAGAAUGGGAAAUUUGAUCCCACAUCCGAGCCUCGUCUGCUCCGGUUCCAGGGUCGGCCGCAAGAGUGGUCACCCAAGGCCCAGUUCUACCAAGCACUAAGCUGGGCGUACCCAAGCAAGUUUGAGACAAGCCCUCCCUUCGACCGCCACGAUUGGUAUGUCAUCCGCCAGACACCCUCAGGCCCGAAGGAAAUCCGAUAUGUGAUCGACUACUACUCUGGAGAUCCAGACCCUCACGGUCUACCUGUCUUCCAUCUUGAUAUUCGCCCUGCGUUAGAUACACCGACGGCCGCUGUCGAGCGCUUGAUGAGAUGGGGAGGCGAUGUGUGGUGGAGGGCUAGCGGCUCAACUGCCCGUGAACAGGCGUCACGCUAA
Messenger RNA from Penicillium paradoxum, 990 nucleotides. Its product is annotated as holocytochrome c synthase CYC3. Gene Ontology annotation, cellular component: mitochondrion. The record is from RefSeq and is a predicted model, not a curated record. Lineage: Eukaryota; Fungi; Ascomycota; Eurotiomycetes; Eurotiales; Aspergillaceae. Bases 1 to 990 code for a protein of 329 amino acids. Gene Ontology annotation, molecular function: holocytochrome-c synthase activity. Gene Ontology annotation, biological process: cytochrome c-heme linkage. The transcript has 3 exons.